AUGGAAGUUGAAGGUGAAUCUUUGGAUUGGAUUCGUUGUAUGAAUUCACAGUUAAAGUCACCUGGGACCUAUAUCGCAAACCGUUUGGAGUCUGUUUCUUUGGAACAGCUCCAGCGGGAAUUCUCUUCACUUUUACUCACUAGUCAGUCUCAUGGAUCCUCUCUUCUAUCCUCAGCCUUCUCUAACGCGUCCACUCACAAUGAUCAUCUGAAGAAGAUUAUCAUGUCAAUGUGGCCCUUGAAGGAGAAAGUUACUUCUUCCUACGAAGUUUUAAAGAACAUUAGGGACCAGAACACAAACAUAAUCAACUCUGUAAAUUCUCUGUUAAAUAGACUAAAUAUAGUACUAUAUAGCAAAAAGGCUUUAUCGACUCUAAUUAAAGCUAAUCAAAUAUUUCAAACACUUUGUAGUGAAUUAUUACACACAUUCUCACCAUUAGAUUUGGAUAAUUAUGGUUACAAACUAUUAAAUGAUGUAAGUAAAUUUUCUAAUUAUACACUAACUGACGUGCGUAACGACACUAAGCUAUCAAAUGAUGUUGUAAAAGUAUUAAAGCUAAUAGAAAUUGUUAACAAAAAUGUAUAUAAAGUUAAUAGUAUAAUCCACAAUAUUGAAGGAUAUAACUUGGAAUCAAGUUGGCUAUUAUUACAAUUUGCUCCAAGAGAACUACAGAGAGUUCUUUCAUUAAUUGAAGAGUUCAAGACUUAUGACACAAAGUUGGUUCAAUUACUACAGAACCAUCAGAUAUCCAGCGAAUAUGAAACUUGUUUACAGUAUAUUAUUACUAACCAUUUUUCAAUAAACAUAGGUAUUGAGUAUGGAAAAUUAGGAGUUGAAUUAUCAGUGAAGAGAUUGGAGGAGGAUGUUAAAGCUGUUAGGAAGUCACUAAUAACACUAAUUGAAGUGUGCUCAAACAUAGCUUUUACUAGGUUAUACAAACUGUAUACUGAGUUGAAUGAGAUGAAUAUGAUAAUUGAUAGCGAUGGAGUAGAUGGAGUGAGAAUUAGAGCCGAAAUUGACAAGUAUUUGUCAGCACUGGUGUAUACCAUUAAAGGCUUCAAACUACUAAAUAAUGAUCUAACACCUAUUUUGUACAUUUUUAAUGAAACCUUUUUAACACCAUAUUCUAACAUUAGUAAAACUGAUAGUACAGAUAAACAAUUUGAUGCAGUAAAUUUAGACGUGAUAGGGUAUGAGGAAAGCGGUAAUUUUGGUAGUUUUGUAGAUUGGGUUGAGUUUGUGAUUUUCAACCCUCAAAAGAGUGUUUUAAUACAAUUUCUAAAUGAAUUGUCAAAUUCACUUGGUGAUGAGAGUUUUAAGAGUUUGUGUAUUUUGGACCCUGUGGCACGUUGGAUUUUUAGCCUUGUGGAGGACUCGUUUUCGUUUAUUUUUACCCCCAUUUACCCGGAACAUUAUAGAGCAAAUUAUUUAUCAUUUGAACGUCUUUUGACACUCAUUGAGUCCAAUUCAGAUACAAGUUUAAGGCAUUUGCUAAAGUGGCGUGCAACUCCAGUACCUUACUCAUAUUCUACACGUUUUUGCUUCAACGUAAUCACAAACAGUUUUCUAGAUAAUGUUUUUUCAGUGGUUAAUUCUGAGCUCCAAAAACACCACGAACUUGACGGUAACUUUUAUAGACUCGGAGAUAAAACCUUUUAUCUCACGUCGAGCCUAACAGUUUAUAAACAAAUGAAUGAACUGUUUGAUGAAAAGUGUAUGUUUAAUCAUUUGUUCCCCCAACAUCUAAAGUCGUUUUCUGAUAUAGUCAAGUUAUAUCUCAAUCAUGUUGAAUCGUUUAUAACUCAUAUGGAAAUGAGUAAUAAUAAACCCGAGUUGAAUACACCAAGUAAAUCAGUUCUAGAUGGAAGUAAGGGUUUGAGUGGAGUGAAGGAUUUUCAUGGCGGAAGUGGAUUACAGGGAGGAAAAGGAUCUAAUGGAGGAUUUCUGUGGUCUUCAGGACUCUCAUUUGCAUAUUCAGCCUAUGUACUUCAUGACAUAAUUGAAGUGUUAAACUCGCUAGCUGUAAGUGAGUUGGGAAGAUGUAAAUUUGACAGUUUAAGGAAUGAAAUUACAUUUGAAGGGUUUGGCUCAGUUUCGAAACUAACUCUAAAAGUAUGCUCAAUGCCUUUAGAAUUGUACUUGAAAAGGAAGGACAACAGUGUGGAUCUGAGUCAGUUAUGGGAAAAUUCACUUAAACAGGAUGAAAUAUGUUUUAAAGGCGGAUCAGACGAAGAUUUGAAGUCGUUGGUAAAGUUUACAGUAAAGGCAAUGUUACUAUUAUUAGAAUUUAUCAAUAAUAUUAAUGAUAACAUCAACUUCAUCAAAGACAAACUUUCUCAGUAUAUUGUGAGUUCAUUGUACAAUAGUUCAAAAUGCAGUUUACAAUUCAUACAAUCACUCUCAUCCAAAUUCAGAUCCUCAAAUCUACAAGAGAAGAAUGAAGUGAGUGAUUAUGUGAAAUUUUUGGUGGCACCAAUUUGUUCAUUUAACGAGUUUACGCAGGAAAUACUCUCCAAGGAAGUGAUAAAGGACAUAAUGGUGAAAACGAUACAGCUGGUUUCCUCGGAUUACAUAUCACAUAUCUCAGGGCUUGUAAACUCAGUUGAGACGCUAAACGCUUCUCUGAUGAACCCGAAACACAUUUCAAUCAGCGAAUACUCAGAAAGCUUUUUAAUCGUAGACGUUGAAAUGCUAAAGAAGCAAAUCUCAAGAGAUAUUGAGGAGUUUUAUGAAACCUGCAAACACAAAUUCCAUGUCGAUAAAUCAGACUGUAACUCACUCGAACUCUUACUACAGAAGGUCACAUUUAAAAUCGUUUUGGCUUCAGACGCAAACCAGCCUUAUAAAGUGCUUAACCCAGCAACUUGCGCAAUUAUUACCAACGACGGCGUCGGCAUAAACCCAACCCAAACUGCAGGUUUCAACUACACAUCUUUAGCAUUUUGUUUAAACCCACAUUAA
Molecule: messenger RNA, 2961 nt
Organism: Theileria annulata
Lineage: Eukaryota; Apicomplexa; Aconoidasida; Piroplasmida; Theileriidae
Exons: 9
Coding region: 1-2961 (986 amino acids)
Biological process (GO): intra-Golgi vesicle-mediated transport; Golgi organization; protein transport
Cellular component (GO): COG complex; membrane
Source: RefSeq, a predicted model, not a curated record